Messenger RNA from Pseudo-nitzschia multistriata, 2744 nucleotides. The record is from the annotation of a GenBank genome assembly. Lineage: Eukaryota; Bacillariophyta; Bacillariophyceae; Bacillariales; Bacillariaceae.
UGAACGGUAAGAGUAGGUACGUAGCGUGGGGCACCCAUUGUGAGGCAAUACCACGUAGUAAAUCACGAGUGAAUAGUGAGUGACAGCAAACAGCACAUCCACUCAACUCACUCUUUAUUGUAAACACGUAGUUAUACCACACUAAAGAGCAUGUACACAUUUCGCAGGUUAUGAGCAACAGUAACAAUACCUCAGCUCAUCACCAUCAUCAGUAACAAAGACACAAAGUAUUACUUACAAUUAAAUAAAAAUGGUUCAUCUACGUAAAGUACUGUACGGUACGUACGUACUCAAAGUCGUAUCAACCGAAAGUGCACGUAUGUCGAACUUAGUCGAGCUAGUCAUUUUGCAAAAAACUUUUCUUCUAUUUUUGAUACAAGCUAUUAUCUCUUUCGAAAGUCGAAAACAUACAUGAUACUUUACCGUACCUKUAGAAACAAUGACAAACCUGCGAAUCUCUCCUGUCUCCCACUUUGCUGAGGCGAAAUCAAAUUUCUGUUGAACGGAUUUCAAUGUCAUCGUUGUCGGAUAACAGUGUUUGUUCUACUAAAACCUCGCAGGCGUGGGCUAUAUUGAGACGCCAUGCUCGAGACGAGAUAAGCAAUUUACGCCUACAGGAACUGUGUCGGGACAACGAUCGUGUGUCUUCGUUGGUCAGCGUUUACAAUGCGACAACACCCAGUGCCAAUAGCAUGUUGAUGAUCGAUCUCUCUCGACAGCGGAUGACUUUAGAAACCUUGAAUCACAUGCUAUGCCUUGGAACAGCCAGAGGUCUUCCAAAAUUCAUUCGGCAGCUCUCGUGGGGACAAAAUGAUCCAGAAAAUCCAAUAGUGCCGACGAGAUUCCUUCCAGACCAGGACAAUCCUUACGCAGAUGGCAGCACUCCGAAUGCUAAGAACAAAUCAAACCGUCAUCGGCAUGGUGAGAGGGACCGAAGGAAUAUUGAACAAAACCAAAAACAAAACGAUUGCUCGCGUUGCUCCAUUCCGUCGUACCACAUGGCUCUUCGUGCUCCCUCUGGAAGGAAUUUGGAGAUGUUGACAAGGGAUGGAUUGAAUGUAUUGGUCGGAAUCCACAGUGAUUGGAACCGCAUAAAACGAAUAUCGGAGUCAUUGCGCAGAGGGAAAUUGCCGGGAGUUACGGGAGGAAUGAUAAAAGAUGUUGUUGUCGUGGGACAUGGGUUAACUGCAAUGGCAUUGCGAUUUGUGUACACGGCCUUGUGCGAAGACGAGGCAGCCACGAUUGGAAGACGCUUGGGAAUGGAUGGACGGAAUCCGAAAAAGGGAAGCGAGCUGGGACAUCGCCGCAUGAAAUUCCUGACGACGGUCGAUCCGGUGCAGGCAGCGGCAGUGGUGACUGACUUGGACCCCUCUGCGACCCUGGUGAUAAGCGUUGCGAUGACGGGGAAGGAGAACAGAGAUACGACAAUGUUGGCGACUCAAACACUGCAGUCCUGGCUUUUGUCCAAACUGGGAGGGCACGGACACAGACCCGAGUUCAUUUUGAGUAAGCAUUGUAUGCUGGUAACAAGCAACGAGGAUUUGGCAAGCAAGCACAAGCCCGAGUCCGUCUUUUUGAUCCCCGAUCAUUSCCGUUGCGAACCUUUCACGACAUGCACCGCGGCGACUCUCUUGCCGCUCUCAAUUGUUUUUGGAUGGCCGGCUGUCGAGGCUUUUCUUUCGGGAGCACACGAUAUUGAUAAGCAUUUCGUAGAAACCAAUCCUAGACACAAUUUGCCGGUUCUGCUUGCUCUCACGGAUGUCUGGAAUGAUUGCUUGUUGUCKCCUAACAACAACAACAGAAGUGCCCMGUACUCAGCCAAUAGCGGGCGCAUACUUACGCCAUAUACCGAGGCAUUUGUGGCUUAUCCAGCCUUUGUCGCGGCACUUGAAGCGCAAGUAUGUGGCAGAAAACGCAAGGAAAGAAAUAACAAUUCCUCUUGGAUGUCAUCAUCAUCAAUGUCCUCAUCUUUAAAUGAAAUGCAUCCUCAAUCAAUGUCAAUGCCACCACCAGCGACAGUACAGAGCUCUGCGUGUUCUUCUCUCGUCAUUGACGGUGGACUACACGGCAUUUAUGACCAUUCACUUUAUCAAUCCCCCAAAAUCAUCCCAUCGGAACUCGUAAUGACAUUGGACUCUCAACUUGCUACCAAUGGAUGCUUGCUAGGUGAAGGAGAGAAUAAAAAAGUUUUUGAAGCACAAGAUACUCUUGUCUGUUCUUUAUUUGCUCAUGCGGAUGGAUUGGCUUUUGGCUUUGACCAAAGCAAUGACGACCAUUAUGCCGACGAUAAAUCCCCCGUCGGUACCGGCUUUGGCGGUGACGAGAGUAAUACUUUUGUAGAUGAGCAAGAGCCAGCAGAACAUAAUCGGUCGGGUGGCAAUCGACCCAGUACGUUAUUGUUGUGUGGGAGGCUCGAUGCGUUUACGUGUGGACAGCUAGUGGCAAUGGCGGAACAUCGUGCAGUCAUCAAAGCUUGGAUCUGGGAGAUCGACCCAUUCCCCGUCAACAGAGAAGGCAGCAGCACAACUCUUCCGCGAUCCAAACGAACUGACUUACUGAAAGAAAGGCUCGGAAAAAUGAUGUCCGAUGGGUAUUCAGAAGAGGAUGAUGAAGACGGAGAUGACAUAGAACAUGCGCCAGGAUUAAAUCUGUCUACGAAAACCAUUCUUCGCCAUUAUGCCAAUACGAUGAAAGGCCAAAGAAGAAGCGCCAUGAACAAUUAGCAAUAAUCAAUACUUUUUGAG